UCCCAUUUUGAGCACAUGACUGGUGGAACUCCAGUAAGCCACAACAGAAACGUUUGUAGUGUUUUCGGGCUAGUGUUUGCCUAGCUAGUGUUUUUUCUGUUGUUGGCUGUGCAUAGUUGUUUUUUAAAAUGAAGCUGCAGUGUUUAGUCGUUGCUCUGUGCUUCGGAGUGGGUGUAAUGGCUGGGAAAUACUCUCGUGAAUUUAACGAGCCCAAGACGAGUGGCAGUGAUGGACAGCCGGUGGAGUUCAGGAUAGCUAAAUUGAGCCAGGUGUGGGAGAAGGCUAAUAGGAUGCAGUUGUCCCCAGUGCGGCAGGCUGAGCUGCACAGUGACCUGAAGAUCCAGGAGAAAGAUGAGCUCCAGUGGAAGAAGCUGAAGGUGGAGGGGCUGGACGAGAACGGGGAGAAAGAAGCCCAACUCCGACGUAACUUCAAUGUGAUCCUGGCCAAGUAUGGAAUGGAUGGCAAAAGAGACACUCGAUCACUGGAGAGCAACUCCUUGAAGGACCACGACACCAAAGAGGGAGACAUAUUUGAUGAUCCCAGGCUGGACAAACUGUGGAACAAGGCCAAGAGCUCUGGAAAGUUCUCCAACGAAGAGUUACUGAGUCUGAAGAGGGAGUUCCAGCAUCACAAGGACAAGAUCCACGAGUACACCAUCCUCAUUGAUACUGUCAGCAGAACGGAGGAAAUACACAAGAAUGUGAUCUCUCCCCUGGAGGGCGAUGCCAAAGAGCAUGUGCUGCACCAGAAGCACACGGACCUGAAGCAGAAAAUGAGAGACCUUAACCAGGGUUUUGAGCGCCUCCGUAAGCUCAGCCAUGAGGGCUUUACUGAAGACAGUGAGUUCCGGGAGCCCCGUGUGAUUGAACUGUGGGAAGCUGCUAAGAGGGCCAACCUGAGUGAAGAUGAGCUGGACUCGCUCAAGGAGGAGCUGCGUCACUUUGAGACCAAGGUGGAGAAGCACAGCCAUUACCAGGAGCAGCUGGAGCUUUCCCACCAGAAGUUGCUACAUGUGGAGUCUUUAGGAGACAAAGAGCACAUCAAGAGGAACCAGGAAAAGUACAACACACUAGCUGAGAAGACCAGGGAGAUGGGUUACAAGAUGAAGAAACAUAUGCAGGACUUGUCCAACAAGAUCUCUCGAGAGGGACUCGAGCACAAUGAGCUCUAAGAGACUCGGAUCAUGAAGGUUAAAUGCACACCCGUCUACAGCCACACCCACAACGUACAUUACAUGCCCCUAUUCCCCUUUAACUACUGACAAAAUAAGUUUUUUACUUUUCUA
Etheostoma cragini (Arkansas darter) is the source of this 1286-nucleotide messenger RNA. RefSeq names its product low density lipoprotein receptor-related protein associated protein 1 (gene lrpap1). NCBI's taxonomy places the organism in Eukaryota, Metazoa, Chordata, Actinopteri, Perciformes, Percidae. Gene Ontology annotation, biological process: negative regulation of very-low-density lipoprotein particle clearance; negative regulation of receptor internalization. The transcript has 8 exons. Gene Ontology annotation, molecular function: very-low-density lipoprotein particle receptor binding; heparin binding; receptor antagonist activity. Gene Ontology annotation, cellular component: rough endoplasmic reticulum lumen; endoplasmic reticulum; plasma membrane. The record is from RefSeq and is a predicted model, not a curated record. Bases 129 to 1172 code for a protein of 347 amino acids.